UCGCCUCAGCUCUGUUAGAUUUUAUUCUAAUUCAUUCGGUAAAGAAUCGACAUUCGAGCUAUAUCGAACCUGUCGCAUUUUAAGCAACCGUCGUGCAUAUAAUUUAUAUUAUUAAGAAAAUAUUGUAAAACAUUUAAAAAUGCCUGCUAAAGCUGUAAGCGUAAUCAACGGUGAUGUCAAGGGUACCAUUUACUUUGAGCAGCAGGAUGAGUUUUCCGACGUAAAAGUAACUGGUGAAGUUACCGGACUCGCUAAGGGUCUUCAUGGCUUCCACGUACAUGAAUUUGGUGAUAACACUAACGGUUGCACCUCAGCUGGACCACAUUUUAAUCCAUCUGGCGAUGAGCAUGGCGCACCAACCGACAAAAAUCGUCAUAUGGGUGACUUGGGAAAUAUUGAAGCCAGUGGUGAUGGACCAACACAGGUCAACAUCAACGAUAAUUUAAUUACAUUGUUCGGUACAAAUAGCAUCGUUGGACGUACUCUCGUUGUACAUGCUGAUCCCGAUGAUUUGGGCAAAGGUGGUCACGAAUUGAGCAAGACAACUGGCAAUGCUGGUGCACGUCUUGGCUGUGGUGUGAUUGGCAUUUGCAAGAUCUAAGCACAUUUACUUUUUUUGUUUAACUCACUUGAAGUGUUUAACGUUGAUAUAACAAUGUAAUUGUUUCUUAUAUCAGUUCAAUAAUUCCAAAACAAAAUUUAACGGAUUUCUAAUUGUGUAAGGUAACUUAAAGUUAUCGUUUACAUGCGGGAUUACUAGCAUACAUAAGGUUACAAAUAAAAUAUGUGGUGAAUUGGAAAAGUA
Zeugodacus cucurbitae (melon fly) is the source of this 805-nucleotide messenger RNA. RefSeq names its product superoxide dismutase [Cu-Zn] (gene Sod1). The record is from RefSeq and is a predicted model, not a curated record. Gene Ontology annotation, molecular function: superoxide dismutase activity; copper ion binding. The transcript is spliced from 3 exons. NCBI's taxonomy places the organism in Eukaryota, Metazoa, Arthropoda, Insecta, Diptera, Tephritidae. Gene Ontology annotation, biological process: removal of superoxide radicals. The coding region runs from base 140 to 601 and encodes 153 amino acids.